CUCGCGGCUACAAAUGCGUAGUUCAAACGCCGUACCAAAUUAUAAACUCUGUUUUAUUGCAUUACGUUCGUUUGUUUUUCCCGUAUAAAUACGUAUAUGAACAGUUCAUUCAAUCAAUCCAGUUUACAUCAUUGAUAGUAGUGCACUUUGAAUUUAUUAAAGUUCAGUGUCGAAGGAAAUAAGAUAUUCAAAAUGAAUGAUCCGGAGCUGUACAAUGUAGCAAACUCGUUACAAAAGAAAGGCGCUAUCCAAUGUCUUAAUGAAUAUGCGAAGAAGAUCAAUUGGAAGAACAUUGGGGAUAGCGUGAUAGACCUGGGUUGCGGUGACGGCAGCAUGACCGUUAUUUUGAAAAAAUACAUGCCGAGAAACUACAAGAAAUUAGUAGCUUGUGAUAUAAGUGAGAAAGCUGUGAAAUAUGCAAGUGAACAUCACAGCGAUGAAGUGACCAUGUUUCGAGUACUUGACAUCCAAGGGGAUCUGCCCUCAGAGAUGUAUUCAGCAUUCAAUCAUGUGUUCUCUUUUUAUGCAUUGCACUGGAUACGAAAUCAGGAGAAAGCUUUUAGAAACAUUUACAAUCUUCUAGAAGAAGGCGGUGACUGUCUCCUCAUGUUCCUCGGGUACACGCCAGUCUACAGCGUCUACAAUGUUCUAGCUCAAUACUCCAAAUGGAAGUCCUGGCUGAAAGACGUCAAUACCUUCAUAUCACCGUAUCACGACAUGCAGGAACCCGAAAAGAAAGUAACACAAAUGAUGGAAGAAAUAGGAUUUAGAAACAUCGAUGUGAAAUGUAAAGAUAUGCUAUUUGUAUUUGACAGCGUGGAAGCUAUGAAAAAUACCGUAAAGGCGAUAGAACCAUUUGACAUGCCAAAAGAUGUUUACGAAGAAUUCAUGCAGGAUUACUACGCGGUGGCACAAGAAUUAGGCGUCGUUGAAAUAAACAACAACAAUGUUGGCGAACCUACGAUAAACUGCAACUACUGUCUAUUAGUCGUCUGCGCAAGCAAAUGAUCCAUUUGAUCUGUUAACGGCGAAUUUCUAUAACUUAUCUGUCCAUCGCUUCGAUAUCGGCUACUGAUGAAGUAUAUCUCAAUCUCUAACCGCAAAAUAACGGAUGGUUCGGUUAUAGAAAUCCCCAGUAUGUCAAUCAUUCUUCUAAAUCACCCUUUGCCGAAAGACGGAAUAUUAUUUUCCGACUUUCGCCAAAAGGGUCUUGCCAUAUUGAAAUUAUGCGGAGAAAUCCGCCUUAGAUCUGAUUAUUCUAAACCGCCUAUAUUUUAUACUUUCCUGAAUUAGGUUAACAUAUUAUUAAAUUAUACAGAUUAUAAUGUUAUACAUUGUGAACUGUCGGUGUGUUAGGUUGUAGCUACUUGUAAGGAAUCAAAAAUGUUAAUAGAUUACAAUCAAUUGAAUUUUAAUAACAUACUGUUAUAUUGUUUCGUGAAAUAUUUCUGAAAUUAAAUUUUCUAACGAUCUUCAUGGAAACUUGGUAGGUAAACACACAAUUAAAAAUAUUUUAAAUACACAUCAUCAAAACAAUGAGCAAACCCAAAUCAAACAGACAGUUAAUAUUAUCAAAGUAAAUCUGAACCGAUUGUUAUCAUUGAUAUUUUUUUGUGAAAUGUUAUUGUACUAUUCCAAACUCAAUAGAAGAUCAAUAAGACCGCUGAUAUCAGUAUAUAGAACGCAUAUGUUUUGAUUUAAUGUCACAAAACGUAUUAUCCUCAUUUAUUUAUUUUUCAACAUAUAAAUUACAUUUUUAAAUAUAAAAAUAAAAAGCUAAUAAAAAGCGUGUAAAAAACAUUUAUCGCCACCGAUAUCGGGCACAGGGUCCAAGGUACCGGUGGUUAGGGUCCCAGAGACAGAAAGAAACCUCAUAAUACGCGCCGUAUCAAGGAGUACUGCCUUCUGAAUCAGUCCCUUGAUCCAGCCGCCUAACGAGAGCCUCAUGAGAUUAGGUUUAAAUAACAAGGCUAAUGGUAUUUUAGAUUAUUUGUUACUCUUAGGUUAAAUUUUUUCCAAGCUAUUAUAUCGUGUGUUUGUGAUACAUAAAUCUAUCUUACACUGGGCCGACUGCAGAAAUUACUAAAUAAUUGGGUUUCAACUCUUCCCCUAUACAGAUAUUUCCAUAUCACAAAAAACAUUAAUACAAUUAUAUUCCAAACCUUGCGAACGUCAUAGAAAAUGUCUUUUGGCGAAUGCUCAAGAAAAAUAAUCUCCGUUGGUUACAUAUUAGACUGUAAUCAGGGCAGGUAUUAUUCCCAUAAAAUGCCCAUUUUAUGUAAUUUAUUGUACUGUAUCUGAUCACUGUAAAUUGUAUUACAUCUGAGUACUUCUCUACGUUACAGAAUACAAAUUGAAAUAUUAUUUAAUUACUUUUCUUUUCCGUGCGUCAUAAGAUACACGUCAUAAAAAAAUUCUGCAUCGCGGUCAGUGGAUCUGUACUUACUAGCUUUUAAGUUUUACUGGUUAUAAUAUAAGUUAAAAAUAAGACUUUUACAUUGUUGCUUUCACGAUUAAUAAAUACUUUUUCUGAAUUAA
Molecule: messenger RNA, 2538 nt
Organism: Helicoverpa zea (corn earworm)
Lineage: Eukaryota; Metazoa; Arthropoda; Insecta; Lepidoptera; Noctuidae
Product: juvenile hormone acid O-methyltransferase-like
Exons: 6
Coding region: 193-1008 (271 amino acids)
Molecular function (GO): S-adenosylmethionine-dependent methyltransferase activity
Source: RefSeq, a predicted model, not a curated record